Molecule: messenger RNA, 429 nt
Organism: Durio zibethinus
Lineage: Eukaryota; Viridiplantae; Streptophyta; Magnoliopsida; Malvales; Malvaceae
Source: RefSeq, a predicted model, not a curated record
AUGAAGGAGGAGCUAUUCAUGAUUGAAAGGAAUGAAACAUGGGAGUUGGUUGAUCGACCCCAAAACAGAAAAGUAAUUGGAGUCAAAUGGGUAUACAAAACCAAGCUUAAUGCUGAUGGCUCAAUCAACAAGUAUAAAGCUAGACUCGUGGUCAAAGGAUAUGUUCAAAUACUCGGUGUGGACUAUUUAGAUACCUUCGCACCAGUCGCUAGACUCGACACUAUCAGGCUUUUACUUGUCGUUGCAGCACAAAAGAAUUGGAAAGAGGAGAUUUAUGUAGAACAACCAGAAGGCUAUGUCAAUGAAGGAGAAGAAGACAAGGUUUAUCUUCUUAAAAAGGCACUUUAUGGAUUGAAGCAAGCUCCAAGAGCUUGCACAAUGGAGCUGACAUUCUUAUCAUCUCACUAUAUGUGGAUGACUUACUUGUGA